CCCUCCUCGCCACUACCCUUCACAAUGCCAGCAGAGCAGCCGCAGGUCGAACGCAUCGGCCGCCCCUAUCCCUCCCGCACCAACGUCUCCCAGGCCUGCGAGUCGUGCCGCAAGCGCAAGGCGCGGUGCAGCGGCGACCGCCCAGCAUGCAUCGCAUGCGCCAAGCAGGGUCGCGAGUGCGUGUACGCCGAGCACGGGGACAAGCGGCGCUCCGAGCGGUCCGGCACGGGCGACAAGUCGGCGUCCCCCGGCCCGUCUGUGUCGGAAGCAUCGUCGCUGGUGCGCGACGACGCCAUGGCGGUGCUCACACCGCUCGGGGAUGCACUCGACGAGCCCGCCGACGACGCACACGACCCGUGGGGCGUCGGCGAGCUCGUCCUCUCCGAUAAAGGCGAGCUGCACUCCAACCCCGAGGCGACGCUCUACCGCCCCGUCGCGGUGCGCCUCGUGCGCCCACACCCGCCCGAAGGCCCCGCGCACUACCUUCCCUGCUCAGCGACGUACCUCCCCAUCCCGCUCGACACGGAGCAGCACCGCCUUCUCGUCGAGCUCGCGUUUACGCACGGGCUGAGCCUCGGCAUGAAUGCGUGGAAGAUGCUCUUCAUCGAGAGCAUGAUGAAGGCGGUCCGCAACCCGUUUUACUCGCCCGCACUGCACAUGGCGAUCGUGUGUACUGGCCUGCGGUAUUGUCGGGAUCCAGCAGUGUACACCCGCUACCUCGCGGAUGGGCAGGGGUUCAAGGACCGCGGGAUGCUGUUCCUCGACGCCGCCAGGCGUGAGGUGGAGAAGGAGACCGCGAAUCCGAUGUUGUCGACCAUCAUGGCGUGGUUGCUUCUAUGUGCGACAUAUGUGCACAUGAGUCUUGACGAACUAGGAGGCCAGGCUUAUGCCCAAGGGGCAUUCAUGGCUGCCGACUUCCGCGUACACCAGCAAUGCGACGAGCAGCUCAAGGCAAUCAAGGAGCCGCUGCGCGGUAUGCUCGACAUGGCGCGUCGGGACGUAUACGGGUACUGUCUUGCCAUCAGCGGCUGGUGGGCAGCCUACUAUUCCCGCCCCAUGCUCCCCUUCGUCGACACGCCGACGCAGCACAAGUCACGCCUGCACGGCGAGUGCGGGCCGCACCCGACGCCGAGCCACAUCACAUCACACGCGUUCCAGCGGCACAGCGUGCUAAGCCACAUCAUGCUACAGGUCGUGCGCUGCAACCACGGCACAAGGAUGAGUGCGCGUGCCCGCGCAGAGUGUGUCGCCCGCCUCCGCCGAGAGCUCGAGGCGUGGCGCGAGAACAUGCCCACAUGUCUGGCGUGGCCGCCGCCCGAACACGAGUUGGAGCCCAUCAGUCCAAGUGUCGUGACCCUCUUUGCGCUGUAUAACGCCCUCGUAAUCCACCUCCUCCGGCCGUACGCCAUCGAGCGCUCGUCCCGCGGCGGCCUGACGGGGCCCGAGUGGGGCGGCCUCGUCUUCGAGGACGCGCUCGACACAUGUUUCCUCGCCGCCGCCCAAAUCAUCCAGCAGGUCCACUACAUCCGCGACAAGCACGGGAUGUGGGCGGCGCCAAGUAAUAUCCAGGACUGCAUUUACCACGCCUCGACAAUCCUCGUGUUUGAAGCCUCGGGACUGGUGCCCGCUGAACCCGCUGCUGUGGGCGUCGCCCUCGGGUCCCUCGCGUACGGGCAUCAGGCACUCACGGAGCUCGCGGAGACAUGGCCGGCUGCAGCACAAGCUGCCGAGUCCAUACGCAUGCUGCAGGCGCAGUAUUGCGUGAGUGUGUGAAGAACCCCCACUCCCACUCGUACAGCCCAUUCUAGUCUAAUACACAUACACCAUCUCGUCGUUCUGGAAGUCGGUGAGGUCGAGCAGGGCGUUCUGGCCGAGCCGCACGCCGUCGGUGGCAUCCUGCACGUCCUCGUGCG
Molecule: messenger RNA, 1913 nt
Organism: Cutaneotrichosporon oleaginosum
Lineage: Eukaryota; Fungi; Basidiomycota; Tremellomycetes; Trichosporonales; Trichosporonaceae
Biological process (GO): regulation of DNA-templated transcription
Molecular function (GO): DNA-binding transcription factor activity, RNA polymerase II-specific; zinc ion binding
Source: RefSeq, a predicted model, not a curated record